Molecule: messenger RNA, 2105 nt
Organism: Cariama cristata (Red-legged seriema)
Lineage: Eukaryota; Metazoa; Chordata; Aves; Cariamiformes; Cariamidae
Product: proto-oncogene tyrosine-protein kinase ROS-like
Exons: 14
Biological process (GO): positive regulation of kinase activity; regulation of TOR signaling; protein phosphorylation
Cellular component (GO): membrane; signaling receptor complex
Molecular function (GO): protein binding; transmembrane receptor protein tyrosine kinase activity; ATP binding
Source: RefSeq, a predicted model, not a curated record
UACCAGAGGCAGUUGAUUCCAUUAAGACAGUAGUUUUGUCUGACACCACCAUCAACAUAUCUUGGAGUGAACCUCUGAAGCCAAAUGGACCUCUAGAAUCCAUCCGCUAUCAGAUCUCUGUCAAUUUAUUACCCCCUGUCCCAGCGACACCCUUGCGGAAAAGUGAAUUUCCAAAUGGGGUGCUUGCCUGGUCUGUCAGUGGGCUUCAGUCUGGAACAAACAAUUUAUUCAAGGUUCUUGCUUUUCAUCCCGAUGAGAACUGGUUUUCUGAAAGUGUCCCUGUUACUGCAAAAACUUUUGAGACUCCACCUGCACCUGUCAACAUAGUUCCCAGAAAUACAAGUUUCCAGCUAGAAUGGAGAGCUCCUCUGCAUGUCAAUGAAACCAGCUUCUGGUUUGAGCUGCAUAAGUGGCAAACAAAAAGUGACUGGUUUUCUCCUGCAAGCACUACGUGCAUCACAGAUCUUGUUUACACAUGCAACCUCACAGGAACUCUUCCUUCAACCAACUACUUUGUAAGAGUAAUAGUAGUUUAUAUUACAGGAGCGAAAAGCACUUCCUCUUCAACAAGUUUUAAAACUACAGCUGGUGUUCCCAGUAAGCCAGGAGUUCCAAAAAGAGCAGAAGACACUGAAAACUCUGUACAGUGGGAAAAGGCUGAUGACAAUGGAAGCAACGUGACCUACUACAUCUUAGAAAGCAGGAAGCAGUCCGACACCACCAGCAAAGCGAAGUCCUUGUGGGAGGUGGUUUACAACGGCUCCUGUGCCAGUAUUUGCACAUGGAAGGCCAAGAACUUAGAAGGAACUUUCCAGUUCAGAGCAGCAGCUGCAAAUGUACUGGGACUUGGUGAAUACAGUGACACAAGCAAGGAUAUAAUUUUGGGUGAAGAUACUAUAAUCUCCCCAGACACCAUCAUUGUCAUUGCUGCUGUGAUUGGAGUUGUUGUGCUGAGCUUGACUGUGGUCAUGCUGUUUGGUUUUGUAUUGCUGUUUUGUAGCACUCUUCCUUCUCAAGCAGAGAUUGAAUCAUUGCCAGCUUUCCCUCGGGACAAACUGAACUUACACAAACUGUUAGGAAGCGGAGCAUUUGGAGAGGUGUAUGAAGGGACUGCAGUAGACAUCCUGGCAGAUGGAAGUGGAGAAUCCAAAGUAGCAGUCAAGACUUUGAAGAAGGGUGCGACAGACCAUGAGAAGAGUGAAUUCUUGAAGGAGGCACACUUCAUGAGUAAAUUUGAUCACCCCCACAUUCUGAAAUUACUUGGUGUGUGCCUGUUAAAUGAACCUCAGUACCUUAUACUGGAGCUGAUGGAAGGAGGGGAUCUACUUAGCUACUUACGAGGAGCCAGAAAGCAAAAGCUCCAGAGUUCCUUACUGACAGUGGCUGACCUCUUGGAUAUAUGUUUGGAUAUUUGCAAAGGCUGUGUCUAUUUAGAGAAAAUGCAUUUUAUACACAGGGACCUGGCUGCUCGCAACUGCCUUGUGUCUGAGAAGGAAUACGAGAGCUCCUCCCGGGUAGUAAAGAUUGGUGAUUUUGGACUUGCCAGAGAUAUCUAUAAAAAUGAUUAUUACAGGAAAAGAGGAGAAGGCUUACUCCCUGUCAGAUGGAUGGCUCCUGAAAGCCUCAUUGAUGGUGUCUUUACAAAUCACUCUGAUGUCUGGGCUUUUGGAGUCUUAGUGUGGGAAACAUUAACUUUGGGUCAACAACCAUAUCCAGGUUUCUCCAAUACAGAAGUUUUACACCAUAUACGAUCAGGAGGAAGACUGGAAUCUCCAAACAAUUGUCCUGAUGACCUGUGUGAUUUAAUGACAAGAUGCUGGGCCCAAGAACCUCACAACAGACCUACUUUCUCUUAUAUUCAGGACAAACUGCAAGAGAUAAGACACUCUCCACUGUCCUUGAGACACUACCUUGAAGACAAAGAGGCAGCAACUGGGGUUGUCAACCAAGCUUUUGAAGAUAGUGAUGUUCCAUGUGCAGAUUCGGACAGUGUUCUUUCAGCCACGCUAAUAGAAACGAAGAAUCAAGAGGGCUUAAAUUAUUUGGUAUUAGUCAAAGAAGGCAGCCAAGAUCAAGCAAGCAUCAAUUCUGCUGAACUUAGUUAA